This is a messenger RNA of Homo sapiens (human), 3511 nucleotides long. RefSeq names its product otoancorin-like. NCBI's taxonomy places the organism in Eukaryota, Metazoa, Chordata, Mammalia, Primates, Hominidae. The coding region runs from base 1776 to 2879 and encodes 367 amino acids. The record is from RefSeq and is a predicted model, not a curated record. The transcript has 10 exons.
UCACCCACCUAAGCCUCCCACAGUGUUGGGAUUAUAGGUAUGGGCCACCAUGCCUGACCCUAGAGACUAUUUUUAAUACUAGUUUUAGGUUCUCAGAAAAAUGGAGAAGAUAGAGAUUUCCCAUAUCCCUCUGACCCCAUACAUGCAUAAGCUCCCCAUGAUCAAUAUCCCCCCCCAAAGUUGUACAUUUGUUAGAACUGAUGAACCUAUGUUGACAUUAUCGUCAUUGGAUUCUCAUUAUCAUCCAAAGUCCAUAUUUUACAUUAGGGUUCACUCUUGGUGCUUUACAUUCUAUGGGUUCAGACAAGUAUAUAAUAACAUGUAUUCACCAUUAUAGUAUCAUAUGGAGUAUUUUCACUGCCCUAAAAAUCCUUCCGGGCUUUGCCUGUUCAUUCCUCUCUUACUCCUAAUUCCUGGCAACCACUGAUACUUUUGCCUUUUCUAGAAUAUCAUAUAUUUAGAAUCAUACAGUAGAUAGCCUUUUCAGAUAGACUUCUUUCACUUAGUAAUAUGCACUUAAGUUUUCUCCAGGUCUUUUUUUGGCUUGAUAGCUCAUUUCUUUUUAGUGCUGAAUCAUAUUUCAUUAUCUUAAUGAACCACAGUUUAUUUAGCCAUUCACCUACAGAAGGACAUUUGGUUGCUUCCAAGUUUUGGCAAUUAUGGAUAAAGCUGCUAUCAACAUCCAUAUACAGGUUUUCAUGUAGACGUAAGUUUUCAACUCCUUUGUGUAAAUACCAAAGAGUGUGUUUGCUGGGUUAUAUGGCAAAAACAUGUUUGCUUUUGUAAGAAACCAACAAAAUGUCUUCCAAAGUGGCUGUAUGAUUUUGCAUUCCCACCAGCUGUCACUGCUAAUUGGGCAGACCUCCUUUAGAGAUGUCGCCAAAGAUAGUGUAAUGCUCUUCACUGUAGGCAUUUAUGAUCUAUACAAGAAUAACAGUGGAUUCUGGGUCAGUGCCUUUAUUUUAUCCUGCCAAGUUCAAGAGAAAGGUUUUUUCUUAUUCUAAGAGAAGACUGUUAUGGUAAAGUAAAAGGAAGAAAUAUAUAAUUACUCUUCUAUUGAGGAGGGAGAAGAAGGACACACUGUGAUGUAAAUGGCAGAAAUUCAAUAAUUUAAUUCAAACUAAAGAGAACGGGAAUGUAUUGAAUUCAGGAAUGGAAUGUAACGGGAAACUCCACUGGUGGUCUUCAGGCAUGGCUGAAUCCCGUGUCUCAAAUGAUAUCUUCAGGAAUAUGUUCCUCCCAUCCCUCAGCUCUGUGUUCCUUGGUGUGGUCUUUACUUUUUCCACUUGGUAAUAUGAAUGUCCUCCAAUAUCCUCCCCUACUGCCAGAGAUACCAAGAAAGGAGAGCUUCUCUGAUAGUUCCAUCAAAACUCCCAGGGAUGACUCUGAUUGGUCAGCCUGCAUCACAUGCCAAUUUUCUCGGUCAAGGAAGUGGGACCAUGUGAUUGACAUGAGUAUAAGACAAUCUGUUCCUGAAAGAAAAGGGUGCUGGGGGAAAAGGCAACAGAUGUCCACCACAGCAUGUUUUUUCACUUUACUGGUUAUUAUCUCUUUUUAGACUCCCUCAGCACUGGACAGCUGAGACCACGAAGGACUUGGGACCCUUUCUAGUACUUUUCUCAGGAGAUGAAUUAAGCUCUAUAGCCACAAAGUUUCCUGAGAUCCUUCUGCAAGCAGCUUCCAAGAUGGCCAGGACCCUGCCCCCUAAAUAAUUCCUCUGGGCUGUCUUUCAGUCUGUUCGGAACAGCAGUGAUAAGAUCCCCAGCUCUGACCCUAUGCCUGGUUGCCAUGGAGUCGUGGCCCCCUCUUCUGAUGACAUCUUCAAGUUGGCCGAAGCCAACGCCUGCUGGGCCCUGGAGGACCUGCGGUGCAUGGAGGAAGACACAUUCAUCAGGACCGUGGAACUGCUGGGAGCUGUCCAGGGUUUCAGCCGGCCUCAGCUGAUGACCCUGAAGGAGAAAGCAAUACAGGUUUGGGACAUGCCAUCUUACUGGAGAGAACACCAUAUCGUCUCCCUGGGGCGCAUUGCUCUGGCUCUUAAUGAGAGUGAGCUGGAGCAGCUGGACCUCAGCUCCAUAGACACUGUGGCUUCCCUAAGCUGGCAAACAGAAUGGACCCCGGGACAGGCUGAAUCCAUUUUGCAAGGGUACCUGGAUGAUUCAGGAUACAGUAUCCAGGACCUGAAGAGCUUUCAUUUGGUAGGACUUGGUGCAACCCUGUGUGCUAUAAACAUCACUGAAAUCCCACUUAUAAAGAUCUCAGAAUUCAGGGUGGUAGUGGCCAGAAUUGGGACCCUGCUCUGCAGCACACAUGUCUUAGCCGAGUUUAAGAGGAAGGCUGAAGUUGUGUUUGGGGAUCCCACUGAGUGGACCAGUUCUGUCUUGCAGGAGCUUGGGACCAUUGCAGCUGGAUUAACUAAGGCAGAGCUCCGGAUGCUUGACAAGGAUUUGAUGCCAUAUUUCCAGCCAUCAGCAAUAAAAUGCCUUCCUGAUGAGAUAUUCAAAGAGCUGUCCGCGGAGCAGAUCGCCUCCCUGGGUCCGGAGAACGCCGCGGCGGUGACCCACGCCCAGCGCCGGCGGCUCAGUCCACUGCAGCUGCAGAGCCUCCAGCAGGCGCUAGAUGGCGCCAAGACUCACUCCUGGCAGGACGCGCCCGCUAGCGCCGGUCCCACUAGAACCUCAUCCUCGCGUUCUCCCGCAGGAGCUCUCCAGUCGUGGGGUCUUUGGCUUGGUUGUCCCCUGCUGGUUCUAAUGGCCAAGCUCCUGUGGUGUCUUCCAUUUCCUUGGGACUCAGCUGAAUGGAUGGCUGUGAAGUUAUCAUUAAACUCUCAAAAUAUUCCCUGUUUUUGGUGGAGAUGGUGGUGGCUCUUCUGGUUUUAAGUUGCUCUGGGCUUUGGGGAAUUGGUUGAAAUAAAAAAUAAAAGUACAUUGGGUAAGUCAGUCACUGAUGUGAUCCUGGCGGGCUGAGAAAACUCCACCCACUGGCUCGAUCCUGCUAGAAUGAAGUUACUUCCGGGAAUUGCCAGGAUGCUUUUAGCCUUAGGUUUAGGAAGUCAGGGCUCAGGGAAGGGGGGCAGCAGUGGUGUUUGCAAACACCUUCUCGAAGACAGCAUCACAGCUGCUUGUCAGGGCGUUUCCCUGGUGGCAUCCUAGGUGCUUCUGUUCUGCCAUCAGCACACCUUGGGUUCUCCUCCUAGUCACCUAUCCACAGUAGACAUCUCAUCUGGAGGUAAGAAAACUGCAUGUUUCCGAAAAUCUUGGUGUCCCUAAAAGGCGGUGGAUUUUACAAAGCGUCAUGAGUAGGUGUUGCAGAGGCUGGAGUGUAUUUUCAGAGGUCACGUGGUUUUAUAGAAAACUAAGACUGCAGUGUGAAAGGUGUGAUCCUGUGAUCCUGCACGUGUUAUUUAAUGUCUGACUUGGUUUUCCUUCAUCCUGGCAGGGAAGUAGCAGCAAAUGGGUGCUCCUCAGGUACAGAACAUUAAUUUUUUUUGUUUUUGUUUUUGAGAUGGAGC